Bemisia tabaci is the source of this 2010-nucleotide messenger RNA. Its product is annotated as signal recognition particle 14 kDa protein. Gene Ontology annotation, cellular component: signal recognition particle, endoplasmic reticulum targeting. The record is from RefSeq and is a predicted model, not a curated record. Gene Ontology annotation, biological process: SRP-dependent cotranslational protein targeting to membrane. NCBI's taxonomy places the organism in Eukaryota, Metazoa, Arthropoda, Insecta, Hemiptera, Aleyrodidae. Gene Ontology annotation, molecular function: endoplasmic reticulum signal sequence receptor activity; 7S RNA binding.
ACUUUUGUUUACGUCCGUCAUUCAGUCGUAAACUUUCUAAGUUUGAAGUUUCGAUUUGAUGAAUCAUUUCAAGUAUAUUCAUAUGGCCUUAGUAAUUUUUCUUCAGUGACUACUCGCAAAGCAUUAUUGAACGUCUGACAUCCUGAAAUAACCAUCCCUUUCGUAAAUAUCGAAGAAUUCCGUUUACUCAUCUCGCCUUCGGCAUGGUCCUUUUGGAGAAUGACGUGUUUUUAACCCACCUGAAAGAGAUGUUUGCCAAAUCGCGCCAGAAAGGAACAGUACAGCUAACAAUGAAACGAUAUGAUGGUAGAACAAAACCUAGACCGAAAAAUCCUGACAAAGAACUCCCUGAACCCUCUGAACACUUAUGUUUAAUUCGCGCAGUUCACAAAUCUAAAAAACUUAGCACUGUUGUCCAUUCUAAAGAUGUCAAUAAAUUCCAACUAGCAUAUUGCAGUCUACUUAAAACAAGUUUUGAUGGACUUCAGAAACGAUCCAAAAAAUCCAAAUCGAAAGCAACUUGAGAUGGUGAAUUUCCUCUCCCUUUUUAUUUUGUUAUAUACUUAUGUUAUUUUCCAACUUGUUUUUUACAUUAAGAGAUCUAGGCCAGUGUUAUGAAAACGAUUACAGUUUUCUUCCAAGUUUAAAAUCUGUUUUUAAUGUUCAGAGAGCAUUAUCAUUACAACCGGCAAUUCAAUUUACAAUGCAAGUAAAGGAAUGUUGUGAUAUUAUCAGGGAAUUGUGAAAAAGAAAACCUUAGUAUAUUCUUGACAUACGAAAGAUAAGAACUUGAACUCACUGAGUUGCAACCAGAUAUCUCUUGCCUUAAAUGAAUAAUGUUAGCCUUAAUCAGUCUAAUCUUAUUUGAAGUCAGCUUAUUUCCUCUUGUUUAAUUUUUCAACAAAAAACUAAGCAAUAUUGUGCUUUAAAAUUAUGUAAAAGUAUUCUCUACAGCUAAGAAGAAAUUUGUAAGAAGUUGCGAGGCUUUUUGGUUAGUCGGAGAGGAAAUUAGUCAGCAAUAAAGAGGUUCUUUUCACAUGUGUCCAAAUGUACGCAUUCCUAUCUGGCCUUCAAAAAUUAUCAUGAUCAGACUGAACAUGAAAGCAGUUGGCAUUUCAGAUGCAAUCAUCUGACACAAGUAUGGGUUUUGAUGACCGUUUAUUAUUCAGGUAACAGCUCCAGACAAACAGCCAGAUUGCAGACACUCACAUUUCUCUUAUUUUUUUUACCCAUUCCCAUUGGUAUUUGAGGGGACUUGAAAUCUGUAAUUGCUGCCUUAUGUUUGAAUACAUAUCCUGGACGUAUUUUCACUCUUCCUGGAACAAAGUGAAUCUUGUCAGGCGUUAACUUCAUUUUCAUUAUACCUACUGCUGACUCUUCUUUUCUUUUUCGAGAUAAUUACUCCUUAUGUUUUGCACCUAAGUACUUUUGUCAUCUGAAAUUUAUUGAAUAAACACAAAGGAAGCUCAUGAUCAAAGAAAAAUCUCACUCUUUUGAUCACUCUCUCAAAUUGGACACUAGUUAUAUUCCUAUGUUGUUUACAGAUCUCUAGAAUGUAUUUCUGUUUCUUUGGAGAAGUUUAUAUUUUCUCAAUCUAAGUAAGUGAGUAAAAGAAGCCUCAAUAGACACCUGGGUAAGAUAACUUUCUCGCCACUUAAGAUGCAAAUCAAAUAGAUUAUUUUUAAGUAGAAUUAGUAGGGGUAUGUAUGUAUGGUCAUAUUAUGCCAUUUGACCAAAAAAAACCCUGAUAUCAGGUAUAGUAAGGAAAGUUUAGGGAUGCAAUUCCACUUUUCCUGUGUAUUUUUGACUGCUAAAUCCAAAAAUGACCCAGCCUUUUCUCCAUCGGCCACUAAUUACCAGAAAAAUCCUGAUUAUUGAGGAAAAUCUUGAUUUUCUGCAAAAUUAGUGGCUCGUUAGGCAAGACUAAUGUCACUUUCGGACUAAGCACUGAAAAUUACAUUGAAACUACCCAUGAAUUCUUCAACAUUUUCAAUAAAUAAAUUUUGCAGA